GCUUGUUCUGACAAGAAAAUGGGUGUUUCAACCGUCACGCUAAAUGUGUCGGUGCUAUUAAAGGUCCUUUACGCUGGUUUUGGAAAAAUAUCCUUAAGCUGACCCUCUUUUUUCAAACCGUGCAGCUUCAUGGCUUUUCUUUAUGUUAAUAUCUUCCUGAAAAUGAAUUCUCUGUCACCAGGGGAAUGCUCCUGGCUAACAGAAGCAGAUGGUGGCAGGGACGCGGCGCUGCGAUUCCUCGGCAAGCGAAACCUGCCCCUGUAGGUGCCAAGUCUGUGAACACUUGCAAAGUUCAUUUGAUUAACACAUACAGCAUAGCAUAAAUACGCUCAGGAACUAGAUUUUGUUCUGGAUUAACAACCUAACAAUGCGUGUUUCCGUCAGCACAGGUAGAUCCGCAGGCAGACCUUGCAGUCCGUGCUGCACCAUUAUGUAACAGCGGGAUCAAGACCAUAACCUCAUUUAUAUGCCUCUCGAUUCAGUCGUGACAAACAAGCAGAGCUGGAUCCAUGCUGGGCUGUUGGCAGUGUAGUCAUUUCAGCUGGUGUUGGUCAGUAUGUGUGUUCUGUAGGUGCCAUUUCCAUACAAGCACACAGCAGUCUAGUUGUUGUUUCUGUUAUGUAUAAAAUGAUUCUCGCAGUCUAAUAUCCUCUUUGAGUUCUGAGGGAAGCAAUGAGACUGAAACUUCUGCGCCUUCAGGCUGGAUCUUUCCACUCUUUAACAACCAUAUGCCGACACCAAACCUUUAAUAAAACUGGGCCUCCACUGCUAAAGCUGCGUAACGAAAUUGACAGGACAGCAAGGAAUUCGUUUGCUCUGAAAACUGCUUCCUCUUGUUUGACAAGUCGAUGUGUGCAAGUGAAGAAUUGGCAACUGAUCCAAGGAAAUGUAUCGGCUUUGGGAAAAAAUGUGCAUUAUCAGAGGAGGGAGAUGUUUUUUUCACCCUGGAAACGUUUUGGUAUGGCAGCAAUGGAAAACUACAGGCUCAAUAUGGAGCAUUUUAAAAAGCUUCGGAACAUAUCACCAAGAUUUUACUCGAUUGUAGCAGCUUCUAAAAUUAUUCCAAAACACAGUAACCAGCCAGUUAAGAGGCCACCAAAGGCGCCGAGGACCAAGCAGCCAUCCAGAGCUAACCAGCCACUACCGUCAGACAUGGAGAAUCUGAUGCAGUGCACAGCCUUUGCAACAGCAGAUGAGUAUCAUCUUGGUAAUCUGUGCCAUGACCUGACUUCACAUGGAUAUGUUGAAAUAACAAGUUUGCCUAGAGAUGCUGCAAAUGUUUUGGUGAUUGGUACUGAGAAAUCUGCAAAAGAUGAUGAUGCUGGCAUGAUUUUUUUCUUCAGGGAAGGGGCUGUUGUGUUUUGGAAUGUGGAAGAGAAAAGUAUGAAGAAUAUAAUGCGAGUGCUAGAACAGCAUGAAAUUCAGCCAUAUGAAGUUGCACUAGUCCAUUGGGAGAAUGAAGAGAUGAACUAUAGAAUAGGAGAAGGGCAGUCAAAGCUUCAUAAGGGAGAAAUCUUGUUAAAUUCUGAGCUGGAUAUUGAUGAAGUUGUUCUGCAGAAAUUUGCCUUUUCAAAUGCCCUUUGUCUUUCUGUAAAACUGGCUAUCUGGGAAUCAUUAUUGGACAAUUUUGUGGAAUCAAUCCAGUCAAUUCCUGAGAUACUAAAAUCAGGAAGAAAGGUGAAACUGUCUCAUGCAGAUGUGAUGCAGAAAAUUGGAGAACUCUUUGCAUUAAGACACCGCAUAAAUCUGAGUUCCGACCUGCUAAUAACACCUGACUUCUACUGGGAUAGAGAAAAACUGGAAGAGCUUUAUGACAAAACUUGCCAGUUUCUCAACAUUAAUCGCAGAGUCAAGGUAAUGAAUGAAAAGCUUCAACACUGCAUGGAGUUGACAGACCUAAUGCGAAAUCACCUGAAUGAAAAACAUGCUCUGCGCCUUGAGUGGAUGAUAGUAAUACUCAUCACCAUAGAGGUUUUAUUUGAACUUGCAAGGGUAGUUUUCUGACCACAGAUGAAACUCUGGAAGAAAACUGACAAACCAAUAAAGACCACGUGGCCAAGAAAAUGCUUCUAGAAAAUAGUGGAGUUGUCCCUCUUGAUAAAUAUGUACAUAUUCUGCUGAAAUAAAAAACAAAUCUGUGAACAUUA
Cygnus olor (mute swan) is the source of this 2147-nucleotide messenger RNA. RefSeq names its product required for meiotic nuclear division 1 homolog (gene RMND1). The transcript has 12 exons. NCBI's taxonomy places the organism in Eukaryota, Metazoa, Chordata, Aves, Anseriformes, Anatidae. Gene Ontology annotation, biological process: positive regulation of mitochondrial translation. The record is from RefSeq and is a predicted model, not a curated record. Bases 673 to 2004 code for a protein of 443 amino acids.